This is a messenger RNA of Schistosoma haematobium, 18265 nucleotides long. RefSeq names its product E3 ubiquitin-protein ligase rbbp6, variant 2. The transcript has 7 exons. Gene Ontology annotation, cellular component: nucleus. The coding region runs from base 7802 to 9013 and encodes 403 amino acids. Gene Ontology annotation, biological process: ubiquitin-dependent protein catabolic process; protein ubiquitination; mRNA processing. The record is from RefSeq and is a predicted model, not a curated record. Gene Ontology annotation, molecular function: nucleic acid binding; ubiquitin protein ligase activity; zinc ion binding. NCBI's taxonomy places the organism in Eukaryota, Metazoa, Platyhelminthes, Trematoda, Strigeidida, Schistosomatidae.
CGGAGUUCGGUUUCUGUUUCACAUUGCACCCGGUUGUGGGAUGUCGUCGAUCGUGUAUUUUAAGUUCAAAGCAAAUGUGAAAACAGACUCUGUUUCGUUUGAUGGAUCUUCUAUUUCUGUGAAAGAUCUUAAAAAUGCCAUUCGAACGAAGUGUUGUUUGUAUUCGACUGAUUUUGAUCUCAAACUAGAAGACACUAAUGGGAAAGUCUAUUCCAAAGAUGAUGAAUUGAUUCCGAAGUACUCAAGUAUUGUGGUGCGACGUGUCCCACGUUUAGUUGCAGAAAUUCAAAAAAAGAAACAAAUGGGUCCAGAUGAUGUAACGUGGAGAGAGUUGCAAAAGAAUGUAAGUUGUUUUUCUAAGAUUAUUUUCUGUCGUUUUGGUCAUAACAGUAUGAGGUUGAUCGCUGACUUACUGGUUCCUAGGAAGUUUGUGUAGUCAUAGAUAUUUUCAUACUACUGUGUAGGUAUCCUUGCGAGUCUUAUCACUGGUAAAAUAUGUUUUACUUUGGUUGACUAAGGUUUUGAUCAUAAGAAUUUUCAAGGUACUCUCAGAUUUUCCAGUCUAGAAAUUUGUCGGUAAUCUGGAAGGUUAAUUAACUGUUGUGUUUAAUGUGUCAGUAUAAAUUAGGUUCCCUCUACCUUCUAUUUUUUGGUCUGAAGUGAAGUCAUUAGGUAUUAGCCAACCUUAUCCGAUUUGAAUACAGUUUGUGCGGCAACAGUCUAAUUUUCCAAUCACAAAGUGUCCUGAGAUCAUUGUAACUAACCUAAAAAUCUAUCUUAAUUAGUAGUGGGUUUCAUACACCAGUCUGGGUGCCAACUGUUAGGAGGUUGGAGUGUUGACUUUCGGUGGAGUCAAUUUGUUCGAUUUUGUUUCCGAAAUUACGGACUAUUAACACUGAUUUAUCUGUAUGCAGUCCAUGUAAUGUUAUUUUCAAAUAAAAUAUUGCUAUUAUCAUUGUUAUUGUUGUAUUGUAACGUUUUGCAGUUAAAAGUUCACGGAUCUUCAUGUAAUUUUUUCUGCAGUCAAUCAAACUCGAGUUUCUUAUAGUUAAUCAAAUAGGUCUCGAAAAGUCUUGUAAAAAUCUCAUUCUUCGAUACUUCAUUAAUUCCUGUUUUGUGUUUCGGCAAACCACAAAAUUGUUACUAGAUGUCCUGUGUUUUGUAAUACGGAUAUUUCGUCUCGCUCUACGGCAGCUUAGGUCAACGCACAUAUGUACUAUGCUCUAUGUUGGUAUCGACUGAUAGUUAUGUGCAUCCAGGGUUAUGUAUUAGUGUGAAUUCAAAAUGCUUGUUAUCUUGUGGAUAUCAUCAUAGCACUACCGGACGAUUACUUGUUCGUAGUGUACCGAUUUUUAAUCGUUCAGAAUUGUUUCUUAAAACUGACCCACUGACGCAUAGCUUUUGUCUCACUCUGCAUUACAUUUUAACUUUUUAAAUAGCCAUUGCAGAGUUUCUCUGUUCUCAACUCUCGUAUGUACUUGCUGUUCGUCAUAUCCCUAAACUUAUUCUCUAAGUAACUUUUCCAUUACAUGGUUUGAUAUCUACCGGAUGAUUCAUUUUGACUUAUGUGAUCCAAAAUUUAGUAUAUUGCUUCACUUUCUAAAUAAACAAACCCUUAAUUGGUAUAACUAAAAUUAGUUAAGUCUAUUACACGUUAUCUCAGUAUACACGUACGUAUCUUAUUCCAUUGUUUAUAUUUUACUUAGGUUUCACUACCGAAUUAAAGAAAUAAGUCUGUUUAGUUGGUGAACGUAGUAAAUUUUGUGGUUGUUUGUAGAACAGUGUAUUAGAUCGUGCUCAUAAAAUAAUUGUGGGGUUUAUGUUAAUAAGCUUCACCACAGUUUCACCUGCUCAUACGAUUAAUCCAUUUACUGUAAUUGAUAUGUCGAUCAAUUACAUGGGAUUCGUAAUAAAGCUAGAUUGAUAUUUUAAAUCUUACUGACUCAAUGGUAUAUCCGGUUAGCCUGAGCUAUGCGAUCGAACCGGUGAGGGAAAAUCUAAGUAAUAGGAUAAAUGUCAGGUUCGCCUCAUAACUAUAAGACCCAAAGGAUGAUUUGCUGUUAUCAAGGCUGAUAUUUUUCAGCUGUCGAGAUUCCGCAUUACUUUAAUAGGUCUUUAUUAUUAUUUAAACACAAACAUUUGUACAAGGAGGCCUCAUCUAGAUAUGCGCCACAUAAAUCAUUCGAUUCGUGUGAGGACUUGGAAACUGCUCGGGUGCCCAGAUCGAAGCAGGUCUUUAUGUAGAACAAAAUAGUUUUCGUUCUCCCGAGUUAUUUAUUACAACUGAUGUAUUAUGCUACAACAUUAGAUCUAAAGUCACUGGUUUGGCAUAGACGUUUUCCAAUCCGAAUAGCAGACGAGCGGGUAGACAACAAAGAAGGGGCUGUACUGUACAACGAAACUUUGUUUUUACCGUGUGUAGGAAGGAACAAAGUGCAUCACAGAUGCCUACUAAAAAAUUGUUGUGUGCGUUAUAAACUUUGAAUAGUCAGUAUUAUUAUUCGGCAUAACGUGGGACACAAGAAAAUCCAAUGGACAAGAUCAUGAGAUUGUAUGGACUGAUAUACUUUAAUCAUCCUUACAUUUAGAUAAAACUGCGACAUAGCCGGACCUGCAGUGUUACCUGGAUUUAACUUAAUGGACCAUGUAUUAGUCUGAUCAAACUAAAACGUAAUAUGUACACGGUCAGUGUCGGUCUGUGCAAUGCAGUUGAGUAUAACUUCCCGCCUUAAAACUCACUUGACGAUCUAAGACUAACUGACCAAUAUGGUAUUAUGAGCCUGUUCACUCUAGGUUUCAAGUCCCGUUUUGUAGAUACACUAAUUGUGGAAAAUGUAACUGGUAUGCAAGUUACAUUCGUAGCCCUUCAUAUAUACAGUCAGAAAUCUAAGUUGUAAAAAAUUAGGAAAAACCCAAUCCCAACUGGAGGGUAGAGAAAGAAGAUAAUAGAACAUCAUUAACUUAAUUUACUAAAGUGAAGUAUGUUUGAAGUUAAUUACGGACUUCCAGAUAUUUUAUUAAUUCUUAGUAAUCCGGUAGAGUUAUAUUUUGUACACAAGAUAACUAACAAGACGGAAAUCAGUAUCCUGUGGUAGCUAACUACACUAAAAAGUUUGGUCUUACCACAGUUCCGACUUACGAUGUUUAUCUUCCGUAGUAGUAGUAGUAGUAGCGGCCUUUGUAUCUGAUUAAAACACUAACUGAGCAACUAAUCUUUAUCUGCUUUCAGUUAAUAAAUUAGUAUAUCAGGCACGCAGUGGGACUAGGAAAUGCGAGGAAGGUCGGCGUUCAUGAAAAGUUUAAUUGGCUAGUGCUAACCUGGACCGUCUUUGUAAUAAUAUGACUUUAAAAAUUUGAAUAUAUAGCUCAUCUUCGGCAGCAGUUCCGUCACUUCCCUUAUAAAAUCUGGCCCGUUUGAGUUUAUAAUUUUGGGAGACUGGUCGUAGUUAUCUCCGAACGAUUACUUUCGCCGGGUAAGUGUAAGGAAUAUGAGGGUCAUCUAUGUGUGAUUAGCCGUAGUAAUGGCGGUUUAAUUCAUGCCACCAUUGUGAAGCACCAGAUUCAGUGCCCUGAACCUGUUUUAGAAAUGUCACAAUGGCGUCCAUUUUGCCUGUGAUUUACCUGUGCUGGAACAAGAAGUUGUUUGCAUGGCGUCAAAACAUGACCGACAUCAAGACCCGGCGUCUGAUCACCUCUUCCAGGUUCGAGAUGUAUAAGUCGUGCAACUCAACAGCUUGAGGUACGCUCAGGCAUGGUCCGUAGUGGAAUUAAGCUGUCUACUGUAAUUUCUCACUACAUUGAUAGAAAUAAAAUGAAGGCUAACCAUAAUGAUCGUAAUUCUGAUCAGACCUUAAUUAAAUACUUUUUCGUGUAUUUAUUUUCAUCAAUCUCUCACUACAUGUCACUUUGUGAGGCUCAUUAUUUUUAUGCCUUGUACCAUAAUCCUUGUCAUGAAUGAAUAAAUAAUCAGAAUUCUUCUUAUAUUACUCGUCGAGGAGUAAUACCACUAGACCUUGUAACUAUCAGUCGCUACCACAUUUAAUAAAAACUCACUUCAUCUAAAUAGUUAAAUGUAAUUGUAGUUCCAAGAUGACUUCAAUUUUCACUGAGUAGUGGAAUAACGGUAUAUGUCUGAGCAGUUACAAAGAAAUUAAUUAGCCUUAAUCUGUAACUGCGUGGUAUUAAAUAAUGCCCUUCAGCUUAGUUAACUUUACGCAUGCCCUACUACAUUUUACUGAUGUCAGUGGAGAAUAACCGAGCUAGUAUUUGUAUUGUAGUGUUACGAAGGAGUUACCUUUUUCGAAAGUGCUACAAUUUGAUUUACCAAUGUAGGCCUAGCAAGAUUAUCGAUGGACAUUUUAUGGGAUCAUUUUGUUAGAAGUCAAUAAUAUUCCCUCGGUUGAGCCGUAGGUAAUGGCUCUUUUAGGACCUAGCUGCUGAGCGCUUUGUUAAUUAUCCUGACCUAUAGCGUCUAAUAUUUAACAAAUUUUGAACUAGAUUCUUCAAAUUUGGUUAGUAUCCAUAAAUACAAAAAGUCAGUAAACUUGGCAGUCAGUCAAUCAUAAUCACCUUCAGCCUGGGUCGUCAUAACAAUCGUCUGGGAUGGCAUUAGCAGGACAAAUAUCAAGAGUAAGGUAAUAGUAACACCAUUAAUUGUUAGAAACGUAUACAGAGUACUGUUGGGAAAGAGUUGAUUCGAGAAAUAAAAAUGCACAACACAGUACAUAAGCUGAAUACUUGACAGAAAUCAAUACCUUGCACCUCUGAUAGGUUCUUAGUUGUGUCGUGUAGCGUCUUAAUCAUGAACAAGGGUAUUUUUAUUGGUGUUAGAGGUCUGAGGGCAGCUGUCAUUUCUAGAGGAAACUGGAUUAUUGUUGAGCGUACCGACCUGAGGGUAUGAUUGAAGAGCCAAAGAGACAACUGCUUAAAGCAUUCGGCCUUUGUGGAAACUUUGUAAUAUGUUGGCCUCGUAUCUCAGAAGGGCUUACCGACGUAAACAAUCUGUGGGAUGAGGUGAAGUGUUACACCUUUAAGUCCAACCUCUAAUCCCUUAGUUUGUGGGCGGACCUCACUGCAGAUACCAGUUGUUUGAGGGGAACACUCUAUUGCUGUUAAACCUCACUAUAAUGAACAGUACGAGCUCGCUGUCGGACCAUAAAUUUUCUGCUUUAAGUCUUAUCGUCCUCCAACAGACCUGCAUGGUAUGGCAGAGUCUGAAGAAACAAGUAUUUCAAUCAGUAUUGCUCGACUGGAUCAUCGCGAACGGUAAACUCGAUCACCAUAGCAAAGUAGCAGCUAUGGUCGGGAGGAGUCUAUUAAACUACAGUUCGCUCCGUUAUACUGAGUAGUUGAAAACGUGAACUUUAAAAAUAGGGGAUGUUGUUAGUUUACUAGUAUUCGAUCAUCGGUGUCUACAAAACAUCAUUCGUGUAUUUUGAAACCUUCAAAUUAGCAGUUCUGAGGUUAGAUGUAGUGUACCAACCAAGUGUGACACUUAGGACGUAGUGAAUCCUUAUCGACUGCUAUGGUUGGAUGUAUUCGUAUGCUCAUCCACUGAUUACAUUGAGGCUGCCGCUACCUUGACGUUAUGGUCGGGCUUUUCUAUCGUGAUGAACCGAUCGAGCUAUACUGAUUGGGACAAUUGUUCCUCAAGGUCAUACCAUUCUAGGCACGUCGGUUGAAAAGCGGUAAGACUAAAGCCAACAAACCCUAGGUCCGAAAGUGAAGUCGCACUGCUGACUGUACAGAAAUGUAACAGGAGUUAAGGGUUUCCCUCGGACAACCAGCAUGACGGCGAUGAGCCUUCCCGCAAGAGAAGGGUGUGUUUGGAAAAAGUCGACCCUGAAAUCGCACACUUCGCCUUAUCCCACGGAUGUCCGUCUCUGGUAUUAAUAUCUCAACAAAUACAGUGCUAACACAAAAAGGUCAUGUGUGAUCGCCUUAAGCAGUUAUCCCUUGGACACUCAGGUCACUAAGACCAACUCUAGACCAGUUUCUUUUUCAGGUACCUUUAGAGGGACCCUUCUACAAUAUGGGCAACUGGGGAUUGCCAAGCACCCUCAUACCUCUAACAGCAUUAAUGAUUGAUGAUGGCUGGUUUAGGAGUAGACUGGAAAUAUUAGAAUGAUCAAACCAAAUAUGACAUCAGUCCGUAAAGAAACUAACUUUUGGAUUGAGACAUAUAAGAAGAUAGUGGUGAUUGUGUGGACCGCAACCAUCUUGUCUGUAUUUACCGACACGGUUCAGUCCAAGUUUUCUCCAAGCUUCCUACUCCUCACUCAACAUAGCGUCUCAAGGUAUGAGUUAGUUGCAGUACGUUAUACACAUUCUGGCCACAUCAGUUUGUUGAAGGUUCACUAUUUUUCAAUAGUUUUGGGACAUUUGACUUGUACCGCACGCCUGGUUUCGGUCAGUACCGAGCUUCUAAGAUAAGUUUUAUGAGCAGAAACUAAGUGGAUGUAAGUAUAUGGAUUACAAUUGUUAAUAGUUCAUUUUGUCGGUUUAUUCCAUUCUCAUUACCCCAUUUUCCCAUGUUAAAGCAAGAUGUAUAUUACAGUAAUAGCAUUCCUUGUUUGCAUGUAGCGUAUGCAUAUCAGUUUCCCAAUUCCUUGUGGUCUUGACAAGACGAGCAAAAUGAAUAUCCCGAAAUCCAGAUGUACUCAAGUCUUAAAUAUUGUCAAGUAAAUAGAUAUUGUAUAUGAUAUGCCAUCCAAAAAGUGCCUGAAGUAAAUUCAUCACAUUCAGUCCGUAUUCGGCUUUUCGUUGUUUCCGUUGCACAAACGAGGUUAAUCUAGGUGUAAUAUGUGGAGUUAAGUGAGAUUUUUAUUGAUGGCACAUUCAUACAUUUUUCAGAUCGGAGUCAGGUCAACGAGUAAAAAAACUGGGAAGGAGGUCUCUCCAGAAGUCAAAUACGCGUUGAAUUGUAUGGGUUUGUUUCAGACAUUCGUUUAUUUAGACAAACAUUAUGAAUGAGAAGCGGGUAAGUGAAGCGGGGUUGUCAAGUGUGCCAAUUCAAUUUGGCGAAGCGUGACUCAGUAUUUAUGGCCAGACAAAAAUAGUCUGAAGGCAUGUGAUGAUUAGGAAAAGCGAUACACAUACUCUCAUAAAAACAGUCAAGGUUAAUACAGGAAUAACUGACGAGAUCAAAAUGUGGCUCCAGAAGGAUGAAUAAAUUGGUCUGUCUGGAAGCUAGAAUAACCCGUGUGUGCUUGGCAUAGUACUAGACCUUAUAAUGUAAGUCGUUUGAACUGCGUGUGAUCGUGGCCGGUGGGAUCGUAGAUGAGCUAAAAAAUGAGCUUGUGUAGAAAAAUUUGUUCUAAUCCCUAGCUUAACAGUUCUUUCACAUUUGUUGGAUUUAAUAUUUCUUUUUGUUUUACAGCAUACUGCCGCAUCCGAAACAUCACAUGGUUCUAAAGUAUGUUUCCAUAAUCAUGCUUAUCUUUUUAGCUUAUCAAUUUAGCGGAUUCUGACCUUUCUGAAGAAGAGAAAAUCAAACUAAUGAUGGAGAGAUCCUCAGAGACUUACUCAGAGACCAAUUUUGCUGUACGAGCCAAGCCAUAUGGGGUCCCUCCGGCUGCUUAUGUUUGUCACAAAUGUAAUCAGCCAGGACAUUGGAUUCACAAUUGUCCUGGGGUACGUGAUAAGACCGGGAAAGUAAUGGAUGCCAAGUCAAUCAAAAGGCCGACAGGUAUUCCACAGGACUUUCUUCUGGAAGUUGCAGCUGGAACUCCAGGUGCAUAUUUAGGAAAAUCCGGGAAGUACAUGGUGCCUAUUAAAGACGCGUAAAUCAGUUGUUUUUGUAAUGAAAAUCUAUUUUAGUGAGGCAUAUGCCCAGGGCAAAAAGGAUAAAAGGCCGUUUUCUGUUGAAGAAAACCCUCCAUACGUUCCUCAGGAAAGAAAUCCUCCGAAGCAACUUGUGUGUCCGUUGUGUAAUAAGCUAUUCAGCGAUGCAGUUUUAGUAUCCUGUUGUGGAACAACCUAUUGUAACGAGUGCAUCAUGGGUCAUGUUUUUGAUUCUCAAGUUCUGGGUUCCCAUAAGUGUCCUAACUGUGAUGCGGUGCUGACAGACCAUGAGUCAAGUGUCUUUGAAAAUGCUCUUGUGCGAAGUUUGAUUCGUGACUGGCUUGCCGAUGAAUCUAAAAUAGUGGAUCCAGAAGUAGUUAUCCCCGGAGAUAUAUCAAAGUUCAAUGAAAACGAUACGACAUUCGUUAACUGUCGCCGCGUUCUGAAACCAAAACAAGCAACGGCCAACAUCCCUACACUCAAACUUGGAAGUACAACUGCAGUGGAAUCAAAUCAAGUUCAGAAUUCACUGAAGAUGCAACCAAUUGUUUCAGAAUCUAAUUCUAUUGUUAAAAAUGAACAUACUGAUUUACUUUUGAACUUACCCUCUGAAACAUCCCAGAGCACAAACUCUGUGACAUUUUCUACUCUUUCAUCUUUUGAUUAUGUUCGUGUUUCUGAAAUGACUACUUCUGUUGUAACGAACAAUACAAAUGCUACUGUGGUCACAAGUUCUCCUUGUACCACUAUGGUGGGAAAUAACAGACAGAAUCUGUUACCCACCACUUGUCUUUCAAACACACAAAUUCCUUGUUUGAGUUAUACUAGUUCUACUGCUGUAAUGCCUACUUUACUCCCAGGUGUUAAUGGUGGUGGUAAUCCUCUUCUUAAUGCGCUUUAUAGUAUACGGUUAGAUGACUUACAGGCUCCAUUGGUUGCUCCCUCUACUAUUUUGCCAGCCACUUACGGAUCGCUUGUUGGCGAUCCUGAGUGGACAGCUGAGACAGCUUUGGCUGCGUCAGCAGCUCAGAGUGCAGGUCUAGUUGAUCCAGUAAUACAAGUCAAUAAUAAUCAGGUCGCCUUCGGGCUAGUCCCUGGGCAGUCUAUCCCUGGCACGAUGCACACAGCUUUAUCCGCACCUGUUGAAACACUAAAUGGACACAAAAUGCUUUCAAAAGAAGAGUUCUAUCGGUUGAAAAUGGAAGUUCUCCAUUCAGCUCGUAGAAGGUAAACCAAUUUAAAUCUACUCAAAUGCGAUCGUUUAUUUAUUUAGGUUGUCAUGCCGUCCUCUUUCUUUAACAGUUGAAUCUCUUGACUUAAGGCAUCACCAGAUCCGUUCAUAUCAUGGGUUUUUGUAGCAAAGUAUUCAUUUUAUGGGUAAUCGAAGUACCGAUCUUCUUCUGAAAGAAUGUAUAAUUUAAUUCAUUAUGUCUCAAAUACCAAGUGUAGACUGAGGAGUUCCUGUCGUUUCUCGAACUUAACCUUAAGUAAUUAAUCUAUUCGAAAGAUUUAUUUGCGUUUCAGUAUGGAGGUAGUUUGUAAUCAUUCACAAUUUAGGAUAGUGAAUAUUCUGGGUAGAAAUACUGCCCCAUGAAAAGACAGCUACGUGGUUCAGCUGUCUUUUGUUUGUUUGACCUCAAUUUACCUCCAAGUCUGCGCUAGGCUCAAAAUAAGGUCUUUCACAUCCGAAGUAAAUGCAUGUAUUAGCAGUUAUAUAAAAAUGUAAAGGUCACACGUUCAUGGUUGUGAAUUCUCUUCAAAUUGAAGUUUACUUUUUAGGGCUUAAUUGAGGCUCCACCUUUUACGUUCAGCGUAGAUAGUAUUCAAGCUAAGUGUUUUGACUUUUUGAAGCUUCUGUUGGUGUUUAAUAUAUACUUUCAUAUUUCAUUUGAAUGUUGCUCAGUUUUAUGUCUGUACGACCGUAUGUGUUGGCUGUUGUUCAUUUGUUUGCCUUUGUUUCCAUUUCUCCAGUAAUAUGUAUAUAUGUAAAUGCUGUUAUCUUGUUUUAUUAUGGUGUGCAUUCCACUACAUUCAACGGGUCCACCUAACAGCAUGGUUGCCUUUUCUCUGCGUUAUUCAGUAUCUUAUUAAAAAAUUUGAUUUAUAGGCAUCGUCACCGCACCCAUUCACGUAGUCCUGGUUAUGUACAUCGAGCCGAACGAAUUUAUGGAGAUUCUUCGCACCAUCGACGUGGUUAUGAUAGAGAAGAGCGAGAGAAACGACCUCGAUACUAUUCACCUGUUAAUUACGAGAGUGAACGUAGUCGUUGCCGACACCGUUACGCUGAUGAAUAUGAAUCUCAUCGUGACAGAAGUGGGACUCACCGUCAUCACUACCGCCCUACUUUCUUUCAAGAUCUUGACGACCGGAGACGUCAUUAUUCACGAGGCCAUCCGCACAGUCCCGAACACCGGUCCAGGCGGUCACCAAGACAGUCACCAUCAAGUAAAGAUGAUUGGUAUGGGUACAAAGGUCGGGGAUGUAGCCUUUCUCCCAUCACACAUGAACCCUCAGAUCCACGCAGAUGUCGGGAACCACAUGUUGGUAGUGGACAUUAUGAUGAAUUUCUCGGUAGACGUAAAAGAAGGUAAGUCACGUUUUACGUUUUCCUAGAUUAGUCAUUCAGGGUCUCUAACCAUCUGUUGCUAUCAUAUCGCGGUCCUAAACCAGGUAGUCUACACCUACCAACAUGGCUCAGUUCACUUGUCAGUGACUUCAUGGACUUGUGCCAUGUUUUGGUCUGGCCGCCCCUAGCUUUCUUCCAAUUUACUCUUAUACCAUUGAACAUCGUCAGUUGAGGCAGUCGGAGAAAUUUAAACCAAAACGUAACAUCAGUUCAUGGGACCAUAGACUGCUGGACUGAUUUAUGCAGGUUGAUGUACGUUACUUGAUUGGGGUCCGCAUGUCGUUAGGACCUUUUAGUGAAAUGGCUCGAAAUCGUUCACAAUGAUGCAGGUGCAUCCACCCUUAAUCUUCCUUUAGUCUCUGAGUCUCAAAAUCUCGUCUUUCUCGUUUCUUUAGUUUUACACCUAAUCUUUUCUACUACUACCGAUAUUGUUUCUGCAUCUACUACUAUGAAAAUUUGUCUUAAUAAUUUUAUCGCUGUGAUAAUUUGAUGUCACAGCUUAAGCCAAUUCUCAUGUGUGAGUUUCUACGCUACUGAUGAUCACUGCCGGGAAGUAAAAACUACGUUUGUACCUUUGACACCACCCGAGAUCACCUUUUCCACUCCCGUAAUUAACCCACAAGUAUUUGCAGAGUAAUGGUAUAGCGUUUAAAGCGUCCGACUCUCCGCCGUCAAGUCUAAGAUUCUAUCCGGGCUCCAACUAUUUCUUUUUGAACGACAGGAUUAUAUCAUUAACACUUACAAUUUAAGCUCGACUCAUACCUAAGAAUCUAGUGAGCAAGCUAGCUUUUUUUAUUUUAUCGUCGGCCAUCACCCUUGCUAAUGAUUCAGGUCCACGAAAAGUCAUUCCUGGUUUCCUGAAACCGAUCUCUAAGCUACAUUUUAAAACUCAAUGUUCGAACUUCGUGUCAAAUCGAGAAAGUUUUCUUUAUUUAGUACUGGGAUUUCGUGCUUGUAACAUAUGCUCUGUCUCCCUUACCAAUCAGAAUUCUAGUUCUAAUUCCGUUUACUCUGUCUACUAUUUCUUGUAUAGCAUUAUGUCCCAGAAUUGAGCAUUGUACGCCUGAGCAGUAUCGUUGACCCUAUGUCGACACAGCCAAGCUCCUAUUAGUCUACUGUUUGCAAGCUUUUCUCUGAGUCCAAAGAGUCAACAGCCAACUUCUGUUAUUGCAUUUUAGAGAUACGUAGGUUUAUAUACAAUUUUGCAUAAACGAGCUGAAAGCGUCUGUGAACAGAGCAAUCUGGGAAAUAUAGAUUGACAUUAAAAUAGGAUUAAUAAGUAGCAUACAGAUAGUUGGUUAAACGGAAGCUUACAUAGUAAUCCAGUUACUUAUUGAUUCUACAACAAUAAAUUAAAUAUUAAAAAUCCGAAAACCAAUUCAAGCUUUUACGAUACUCAUUCCGUUAUGACAUAAAGAAAGACAUGAUCGACCUAACGACAAUCCACCAAUCAUCGUGAAAGAGACUCAAUGAAGGACUCACUCAUUUUGAAGCAGAUAUUUAAUUUCUGAUUAUUCUCUAGUUACUCACUACCUGUAAACAACCUGGACGAAAAAUUAACACAAGUCUUCCACACUUUUUGAGGUUGAGCAGACCAAAGCGAGGGAGAGCAGCUGUUCCUGAUGGAUAACCCGUCUGAUCGUUAAAAACAAUUAUCUUGUAUUAGUAGUUAAGUUGGCUAAGAUACUAACUAGUAUUUGGGAACUUCGCAUCUGACUGAUCUCGGAGGCUGAUCAUUCCAAUUUUUAAAGCAACACUUCAAUUUGUUGGUCAAGAGAUUCUGUGGCAAUGUCUGUCAUCGAAAGGUAUACCAAAGAAGUGCAUCUACCUUGAACAGGCUCUCUAUUCGUUGCCGGCUUCAUUUAUCUUGAUAUUCUCAUCAGUCCUGAUAGAUCUCGUCACCAGUUAGGAGAACUCGAUUGGUGUUUGCCAAUUCGUAUCACUUGUGACGUAUAUGAGAUGUCCACCUACCAAGUAAAGGGUUUGGAUACCGUUCAAUAUUGCACUCUGUUCUACUUUGUGGGUGUGAAACACCGCCAUUGUAAUAGAGAAUAUUCGUUGGUUACUAGUAUUCGACCAUAAAUAUUUUUUGAGGAGUUUAGUUGUGUGAGCUGAACGAUUUUAUUGUAGAGCUUUGACUGUUCUUCUGAAUAACGUCAUCUCCACGACCAAACCAUUUAGCUUAGAGGACGGAACAACCAAAAUUAUCCACCUAAGCAACGAACCUUCACCGUCUCAAAAAUUAUUGGUGUCUUUGAUACAUUGCUCGUGUAUUUUGGGACCAACGAUCAGGAAGUGUUUGGGUUCGAAAAUGGAGAAGGAAAAUCGAUCGAUGACCUAGUCAAUCUGGAUUGACUGAAAUUGUUAUAACGUUCAUUACGUAUGCCUGAUUACUGUUUACUCCCUCAUCUUUUCUAUUUCUUCUGGCGGUGGACUUGAUGAUGCAAAACUCCACAUCUGGGCAGAGGCACAGAAUAAAAUGGACAGGUUUUGGACUUCGCUGAUGACCUAAUACUAGCUGAAACUUAGAGGACCACUACAACCAUAAUCGAGAACGUACAAUUAUUUACAGACAAAUAUCUACAUGAGAUGCUCCAGAUCCGUUGGCCGGAUAACAUCAGUGACCACCUACUGUGAGAGAGAACAAACCAGUUUCGAACUGAAGAGUAAAUUAGAAAAUGACGUUGUAAGUGGAUAGGACAUACAUUGAGGGAAUCAUCAAAGUGAUUCACGACGCAAGCCCAAACUUGUAAUGGUGAAGGGAAAAUGAGAAGUGAAAGACUACUUAACACAUUCGUCGGCAAUGGUAGGUAGACAUGAGUAGGAUGAAUAGCAGCUGGAGAGGAGAGCCCAUGAGCAAGUUUGAUGGAGAAUGCUGGUUGGUGGUCUAUGGUCCUGGACGAGUGGUAGGAGGUGUAAGUAGGUAUAAGACAGAAGAGGUUGGUCAUAUGCGAACUCCAAAUCAUCUAGUCGCAUUCAAGCUGUCCAUUGUAUUCCAUACUUUCCCACUCUGCUUUUCCGAACCCUAACCUCAAUGUUUAGUUUCUUACAUCGUUCCGGUCUCUUACUAUACGUCUUGUUUAUUUCACAUUGUCGUGUUAGUUCUGUAUAACAAAGUUGUGCGAGCUCAUAUGUUUUGGGUUCUAUCUUGGAGACGACGCACUAACAGUAAUUUAGAGUUUGCUUUGUUUUACAGUAUUUUCCAACCUCCACCAUCAGUCCCUUGAGAUAAUAAAUUACUCUGAAAAUUUAGCUUCCUAUAAGCAGUGAGAACCAUCACAGUAUAUCAGUCUUGUGUCUUCAUUCAACCUCUCUUGUAGAGAAUAUAUCUCUGAUAGCGCUAUUUAGUGGUAUAUCUGUGUUGAUGUGUGUUAACUAUUUCUUGAUACUGCGAAAACUUGAUAUGAGUUGUCCACUCUCCCUCAUUAUAAGGAAUCAGAUAUAGACUGUAUUUGAUUUCUUUUUUCUGUUCACGUUGAACUCGGUAAAGUCUUAUGUUACAGAAGUUUUAACAAAGCUUUGGGAUCAUAAAGUUUCACUCAUGCCUUUCCUGUGCAUGAUAUACCGAUGAUAUGUGACCAGUUAUUCAUCUUAUGGAUUAAAAUACUGUUUCUUAUCAGACCGAUUACUUUAUGUUUAGAACAUUCGACGUUCAACUAACUGCUUGGGCGUUCAGACUUCAAUCUACAUACUUUGUUUUAAAUAUCUCAUUUACAAUAUUAUAGUUAUCUACACGAAUCCAUAUUCGUUGGAUAAGAUUAAAAAGAUUUCGUAUAGGGUUUUUGACAUUAUUUCGAUAGUGCUUGUGCACCAUACUAUCCAUUUCCUGUACUUACCAUGUCGUUUUUAGUGUAUAAUAAUCCUCACUUUGUAAUCCGUCAUGUGGCUCAGUUGUAUGAAUAUCUUAUUCUUGUUAAUAUUUUCGAAAUAUAGUGUUCAGUUUUCGAUUAUGUUCUUAUCACUUGAAGUUUUCAAAUCAGUCGUAUAAACAAAAUACAGAAGUUCAGUUCUCCAACCGACUUAAUAUAAUGUAAGACAUCUGGUAACUAACUCGGAUGUUCCUCGUUUCAUCAUCUCAACGUUCUUUACUCCUGUCACUUCUAACUCGUUACUCGUUUGUCUGUUGUCACCAGAAAUUUAUUUGGAGUAAAACGAAGCAUAAUAAUCCAAAUACUUACAUACGCCUAUUUACUAGUUUUUGUUCACGAAACAUGUCUUAGAAGUUUGAUACUAACCAAGAUUAGGCGUGCGGUACUAGUCAAUUAUCCCAAAUCGAUUGAAAAGUUGUCAAUUUCAUCAACUGUGGUGGUCGGGACGUGUAUUAAGUGCCUCAACCGCUUACCUUUGUUAAGUCUUGAGUUUAAUUUUUGGUUCGUACCUUAUGAUCUAUCGAAUUCAUCCUCUCGUUUCACACAGCUGUUUAACGUUUCUAAUGAUUAUCGAUACCUGCCAUUACUUGAACUCGUGCUAUUUAUCUUAAUUUUAUCAUAUAGGCCUAAUGUGUUAUUGCAUCUUAAGCUAAUAGUCAAAGCUAGGUAACCUGUCUCAGAAUCGUUUGAAAUGUCUCAGGUGUAUCCACUCUUUGUGUUCCCUUACAUCUCGGGUUUUAAAAAUAUUUUAUACUUUUUAUUCUGUAAAUUCAUCCUUUACAUAUUUUAUCUUCUGUCCCUAAUUUUUUUUACUACUAUUCAUCCUGUUGCUGUUUUACUGUGUCAUCUUUUUCAUGUCUGUGCUGAUGUAGUGUGUUGACUUGGACUAAUGUAAAUACGUGUCAGUCGCUACGUUGUUUAUAAUUAACUACAUCGGUUAAAAUUUAUCGUAUGCAUAAUUUGCAUUCGGAAUUUUUUGUUUCAGAUCUUAUCGUUUACUCAGUUAUUUGAGAUUUUACUUUUAAAUUGUCUCAAGUAGUUGACUACUGUUCAGAUUCACCGAAAUUCGUUCAAACAACAAGAACUUUGCGUUUUUCCUGUCAAUUGAAUAUACUGUGUAUGCAUAACAUUUUGUGUUUUCAUACACGUUUUCCUUUGUUUACUUGAAGCAAGCAGGAACAAAGAACUAAACAGUAACAUAUAUUCAUCUGUCGCAUCACAUUCCUAUUGGCUACAGAAGCAAAAUUACAAAUUAGGUUGGAAGUUUUGAUAUAUGACCAGUGAAAACAUGUGAUUGGGCUUCGAGCAAAGAUAAACAAAUACUGAGCUUACUGAUAUAUGAAUUCCUUUUUAUUAUUGAUUUUUACUCCAGACGUGAUAUGUAUGGGGAAUAGUGGUUGUAUUGGAUAAAUCUAUUGUCUAAGUUGUACUAUGGUUCUCUAUUCUUAGUCGAGAAUCGUAUACAUAAUAUAAUGUGGUCCUCAGUCUUUGCAUAGCGUAUCGAUCGAGUAUCCAGUUUACUCGUAAUAUAAUUUGUACAUAGAUCGUAUUAUAUUAUCUGUGGCAUACAGAAAAUGUAAUGUCAAAGUUAAUACAAACACAUCUAUACAGCAUAGCAAACAUGCAAAUAAAAAUAAGUGUCUAAGUAAUAUAUUGCAAAUAUAUAUCAUGUACAGUGACAUUAAUUCAGUAGCAAAGGACAAAAAAGCUAGGAAUAAGUGGUUGUGCAAUGAAAAAGCACUACUGACAAUUAACAAUAACUUAUUGUUCUGUGGUUUCAUCUGUGUGAUCAUGUCAACAAAUACGAUGGCAGUCCAGCACUGUAUACUGAACACUACGAGAUGGGUGUAAUUUUGUAGUUCUUUUGCAUAUUCAGUAUACAAAUAAUAUAAAAAUUUACUAACUGACUACAGGUGAUAUAAUGGAUAAUUCUCUCGUCCUCAACUUUGUUUUAUAUAACAUCAUAUGUUUAUAUGCGUUCAUCCACUCGGCUAAUUUAAUUUCAAUCACACUUGUGGGUUUGUUUUGUUUCAAGUUUCCUCAUAUUUACCCAUUCUAUCAUAAUAUAGAGUUUCUUUUUUAAUUGCAGUCGAACACCCAUGUCUGUUGUCCCUCAGUAUGAUGUCUCUGAUCCGGAAUCUAUUGGACCUAGAAAUCCUUCUCUGCCAAGAGAUACAUCUCAGAGGCAGUUUGAUAUACCUGGACCAAAUCAAAUAUUAGAUAAUUUCAAUCGUGUUUCACAUAAUUUAUCAUGUGAAACGUUUUCUGGUGACUCAACAAAACAAUCCCCCAUUUCUCUGAAUCCUAAUAAUGAUCUCAUCUGUAAAGAUGAAUGCUUAAUAGGACACUCUGUUGUCAGUAGAAUUAUUAGUAAUGAUGAAUCAUUUGUACCUCACAGAAAGAAGGUUAAAGUUAAGAAGGAGAAAAAGCAUAAGAAGCAUAAACACAAACAUUCUGACAAAAGGGCUUGUACUCAACUCGACGAUUCAACUAAUCAACUAUUUAUGAAUCCAGGUGACACAGUAUCUUGUUCUAAUAUUGAUGUAUCUGAUAAGAAGCAUGCAAAGAAACACAAGAAACAUAAGAAACAUAAACAUGGAAAUAAAGAAGACAAGAAACAAGUUAACUCAGAUGUAAAUUCAUCAGUACAAUGUAUAAGUCUAGAUAAAAUCAAUGUAAAUGAGCUUAGCUAAUAAACUCUUCUAGUUCUUUCCAUGUACAUAGGUUUUGAAGAACAUGUAUAUAAUGUCUAGAUUAUAAUGAUCAAGUUUACGAAUUUACUGGACUUCAUAAUUUUAAAUAAAUUAUUUUUUAUCAUGAAUAAAGUGUUAUUCUUUCAUAAAGUCGUUUUGUGUACCCAUAACCUUAAAAAGUAAAGAAGGAUGAAUAACUUUUAUUGGCAAUAUUAGUUGUGAUUGUUUUGAAGUUUACUACAAUAAACUUCGGAUUUUAAAAUAUUUUUUAUAUGAGAAGCAAUAAUUUAACUCAUUCACCGGGUGGUUGUAAAUGAGCCACACUCCAAGUGUGAGGUCUAUUGACACUAGCUGGUUGCCUAAACUGAAGUAGGUUGAGAUAUUAAAGAGGAAGAAUGUAUUUGUAAAAUCUCAGCGAAUGACUUUGAAGUAGGUUGAGCCUAGUUGGAACUUGAGACUUGACGUCUGGAAUUCGACUGCCUUAACUACCAAGUUGCUGCUCGUCGAUUGUCAUAUGAACAAUAGUCUAUUUACCAUAAUCUUGGAUGUUCUUGUUUCGUAAUCUCCGUAUAAUAAUAUGUGAUAUCUGAUUUAUGUGCGUCCUGGUUAGUUUUGUGAUGAGAAUUAGUAACGUUAACCUUUUCCGUCAGUUUCACUUUUGUUUCUGAAAACUUCAUGGAAGCGAAAUGCCUUAUUGUGAAAAAGCGUAGAUACUUCAAACGACUAGUUAGUAUUUUGUUUACUGAAUCAAUAUUAACAACAUACAUCUAUUAACCGAUCCCCUCUCGUUGUUGUUACAACCACUAUUGUAGGAAACAAUUUCCCACAGAUUCAACUCUAAGCUAAUCUCUAGACUGUCGAGUACAGAGUCUUGGUUUAGCCAAAGUCAGAACAAGUAAGCUAUUUGGCUAUAUAAACUUUAUCUUUUCUGAAACAUAAAUUAACAUCGUUAGCGUACAAACAAACAGUACGGUCUAUUAAUGCAGAGAAAAACAGAGACAAAUAACAUACCGAACAGUAGCUAGAGAAUAGGAAAAAUGAGUCAACAAGCCAAAAUUGUUUUACAAUGAACAUUAAACUGUGAUUGGUUAAUAAAGAGAUACAGUCGUACAAGGUCAAAAGGAGUUGAUGUGGUGGUGGGCGUUUCCCUUAUUAUUGGUGGGUUCGUCUAUCAAUCACAUUUUACACUCCCCCCGAAACGCACACCACGUCCGUUGUCCAGGGUCGUCGUCGCCGUCAGACAGCCGGCUCCUUCUAGUAGACAUAAGCGUCGUACGUCCCGAGCAGUUUCUUCG